GGACCAUGUCAAUAGUCAGAGAUCAACAGUCAGAGAUCUCUAGUGACUCUAGAGACUGACAGUCUAGUCCAGGCUGCACAACUACUUACUAAUACUACUUACUAAUACUAGCGCUAGCAAGCACUGCUUUGAGUCUGACUUGGGCUUUACCACUACCCCAGGCUUUGUAGUUUGGGCAGUUUGGCUUUGGGGCAAAAGAUCUGAUGCAGCACUUCCAUCUUGUAGUUGUACUUCCAACAGAUACUCGGAAACACAGUGUAGCGGGGAGCAGUCAGUUCGCAACAGGUGUGGGUUGUUUUUUGCUUUCGAGUGUUCCGGUUUGAUAGCACACGGUGCGGUUGUGCCUGUGCCAUCGGUCCCUUGACUAUCGGUGCUGCUUGGAACGUUGGCGAUGCUUCAAGCGGCGAGGAGAAGAUGAUUUUGCUGGAUUUAAGGCAAUAUUAGUGACACACUCGGCAUGUCUUCUAGCAAAGAUGCCACCAACUACGUGCUGUUGUCAACGGAAGAGUCCCAAUGUGAUUCGGAUGCGGUCAAAGGCGCAGCACCUUUGGAGACGUUGCAUGUAGCAGUCAAGAGAGAUGCUGUUGGGCAAGUGUAUACAGUGGGUGAUGCUAUUGAGUACAUAGGAGCUGGACGAAUGCAGUACAUACUGCUGGUAGCUGUUGCUCUUAGUGCUUUAUCACAAGGUGCUGAUGUGACAUACCUAUCUAUUCUGCCUUCACAAGCUGGCUGUGAUUUCAACCUUACACCAUGGCAUCGAGCAUUGCUGACUAUAGUAUAUUUCAGUGGGUGUACAGUGGGAGCGUUUCUAUUUGGCUGGGUCGGCGAUCGCUUUGGACGGAAAAUGGGAGUUAUGGCAGCCAUGAGUGUGGCCGCGUACAGCAGUAUCCUCGUCUUAUUCGCCUAUUCCUACGUGUGGCUUGUCAUCCUCCGCUUCUUCGCUGGAGUGGGACUGGGAGGAUUUUCACUGCGGAAUUCUUGGUUAUUUGAAGUUCUACCGACCAGAUUCCGAGUGCGAGCAGCUUGUGUUGUGCUGUUCUUUUGGACGAGUGGCACGGCAUUGGACGCACCUCUGUUCAUGAUCGGUAGCGUGGACUGGAAAAAUGCUAUGGCAAUAGCUUUCUCUCCGCUUUUCAUCGCCCUGAUCCUUAUGAUCUUUAUACCGGAGUCUCCACGGCUACUCUUGCAGUUAGGGUAUGAGGAAGACGCAUGCGAGGCACUCGAAAAAUUUGCCAGGUGGAAUGGGACAUCGCUACCGCCUGGAGAGUUGGUUACCGAGGAAGAGAAGGCUUUCCUUUCCGGCGCCGAGUUAAAACCAAAAAAAGAGUCAAGCUUUGGAGAUCUCUUUAAAACGAAAGAGCUCCGCAUGACCACCAUAUUGCUGUCUUUCAUUUGGUUUGCUCUGUUCUUCUCUGACUUUGGUAUGUACAUAUUGACUUCUGAAUUGCUGCAAAUCUCUCACCUGUCCGGCACUGGGGCAGGCGGCGCAUCAACUUACCACUGCACCCCACUGACUAAUAGUGAUUUGGUCAGCGUGAUGUUAGCCAAUGUCGCUUCGUUCCCAGGUCUGAUGAUCUUCUUCUUGCUUAUGGACUUCAUGGGCCGUCGUAAAUCCAUUGCUGUCAACUGCUUCUUGUCAACCGGUGUCAUUGGCAUUCUAAUGGUUCCACAUCUUAGCAGGGCUGCGCUGACUGCCCUUCUGAGCGCCCUGCGUUCUGUGAUGACUGCUGCAUUCAAAGUACUCCUCGUCUACACACCAGAGGUCUUCCCGACUGCAAUGCGUACUCGCGCCAAUGGACUGUGCCUGGCCGUCGGUCAAGCUGGAACAAUCUUCACACCACUGGCAGCUCAGGUUCUGCUCCGCGAGUCAGUUCAAGCUGGUAUGUCCGUCUAUUUGUUCUUCACCGGUCUGGCUGGCAUUGCUGCCUUGUUACUGCCUAUAGAAACUGCAGGACGAGCACUAGAGGACUGAUUAGAAGGAAACACCAACAAGACUGCGAACAGUGGAAGGAAUCAACAGGAGCCCAGUGGAAUGUUCAAGAUACGACGACAUUGCCAUAUUUUAUUCCGUUUCCUUGCUAGUCCAGUGAGCAGCCACUAGCAUUCAUUUCCUUGUGAAUUCUUGUUCACGUCGAAGUGGCAUUGUUUUUCACUGCUCUCUUAUAGGAACCUUUCAGAAUUACACACCGAUAGGCAUUCAAUUCAUAAUAACGUUAUUGGUGGCUGUUGCCAUUAGUUGUUCAUAACAAUGAUGAUGUAUUCCGCUGUUAGUUACUGGUUGUGUAUCGUAUGUUUCACUAGCAUAAGACCCAUGCCAAGGCCAUCCCCAUACUAGCACACUACAUUCCAUUGAAUUCUGAAGGAAAUAA
Molecule: messenger RNA, 2369 nt
Organism: Sycon ciliatum
Lineage: Eukaryota; Metazoa; Porifera; Calcarea; Leucosolenida; Sycettidae
Product: synaptic vesicle 2-related protein-like
Exons: 17
Coding region: 458-1972 (504 amino acids)
Biological process (GO): transmembrane transport
Cellular component (GO): membrane
Molecular function (GO): transmembrane transporter activity
Source: RefSeq, a predicted model, not a curated record